CAAAAGAAGUUGCAAAUAAAUCUUAUGUUUUAAGGAAGUUUGUGAUUGUGUUUUGGGUCACAUUCACAGCUACCCUAGGUGCAUGUGAACCGCAGGCUACAGAUUGAACGUGGUAAAAAGGAAAGGACAUUCCUGAACUUCUGGAGCUUGCUUGCACUUACAGGGAGACAAAACCAUGGUUGCUGCUGCCUACUGAAUCCCCAGCCAAGGGCGUGGCUACCGCUUUGCACACUGCAGAUCCAGAGUGGUGAAGCUGAUUCAUUUCUGCUGACAGCAGCCAGUGCAGAGAAUCUCCAAUGCUGAGUCCUGAGACUCCAGUAACUUCUGUCUGUGCUCACUGUGCCCCUCCCUGCAAGAGCAGUAACUUACUUUAACUGCAGUGUGUUCAUGGCAGCCUUUGGCAGUGAAUGACAGUACCAGAAGAAGCACAAUUUAAGCCCAGCAGCCAAAACAGAAAACUACAGGAACAUUAUAGGGCCACAUUCAACAAAUUCAAAUUCAUGGCUUUUUACAGGACAGACAACAGAGGGUGAAGGAAGGCAUAGGGAGGUGGCACUCAGAUCAGGAUUAGCUUUUGGGUCCUGAGUAGCAGAGUCACCAUGUAAAAAGAUUCAUUUGGAGACAGUGGGGAGGCUGGGGCCCUUAGAUAUGAUUGAGAAAUGAUUAAUUUUGUUAGGUAAUGAUAGAUGGAGGAUGUUUCCCUAUGAAGGGCUAUGAUGUCUACAGCUUCCUUUAAGAUGGCUUUAGGAGGAGCUGGAGGAGUAGACCCCGCGUUGGCAGCUGUUGAGGGGAGAAAAAUGCCACGUGUAAAAGCAGCUCAGGCUGGAAGACAGGGUCCUGCAAAGAGGCGCCUUGCAGAGCAGUUUGCUGCUGGGGAGGUCAUAACCGACAUGUCUAAAAAGGAAUGGAAACUAGGAUUGCCUAUUGGCCAAGGUGGCUUUGGCUGCAUAUAUCUUGCGGACACAAAUUCUUCCAAACCGGUUGGCAGUGACGCACCCUGUGUUGUGAAAGUGGAACCCAGUGACAAUGGACCUCUUUUCACUGAAUUAAAGUUCUACCAGCGGGCUGCUAAACCAGAGCAAAUUCAGAAAUGGAUUCACACACACAAAAUGAAGUACCUUGGUGUUCCUAAGUAUUGGGGAUCUGGUCUACAUAAUAAAAAUGGAAAAAGUUACAGGUUUAUGAUAAUGGACCGCUUUGGGAGUGACCUUCAGAAAAUAUAUGAAGCAAAUGCCAAAAGGUUUUCUCGGAAAACUGUCUUGCAGCUAAGCUUAAGAAUUCUGGAUAUCCUGGAAUACAUCCAUGAGCAUGAGUAUGUGCACGGGGACAUCAAGGCUUCCAACCUUCUUCUGAGCUACAAGAACCCUGACCAGGUGUACUUGGUAGACUAUGGACUUGCUUAUCGGUACUGCCCAGAUGGAGUUCAUAAAGAGUAUAAAGAAGAUCCCAAAAGAUGCCACGAUGGCACACUAGAGUUCACCAGCAUCGAUGCGCACAAUGGCGUGGCCCCAUCACGACGUGGCGAUCUGGAAAUACUUGGUUAUUGCAUGAUCCAGUGGCUCAGUGGCUGUCUUCCUUGGGAGGAUAACUUGAAAGAUCCUAACUAUGUUAGAGAUUCUAAAAUUAGAUACAGGGACAAUGUCGCAGCUUUGAUGGAGAAGUGCUUUCCUGAGAAAAACAAGCCAGGUGAAAUUGCUAAGUACAUGGAAACUGUGAAAUUACUGGACUACACUGAAAAACCUCUUUAUCAAAAUUUACGUGACAUUCUUUCACAAGGACUAAAAGCUAUAGGAAGUAAAGAUGAUGGCAAACUGGAUUUUAGUGCUGUGGAGAACGGAGGUGUGAAGACAAAACCAGCCUCAAAGGUGAUAAAAGAGAAGCAUGAGUGCUCAGAGGUGUGGCCAACACAUUCAAGCAGUGGAUACGAGAAGCGGAAGAAAGAAGUGGAAGAAAGCACGGUGUGUAGUGUGGAAGACAUGGAGUGCUCAGAUACCCAGGUGGAGGAGGCCAUACAGACUCGUUCAAGAACCAGAAAGAAAGCCCAGAAGUAAAUGAGAUGCCAGGAACCGACUUUUCUGCCUAUUCAUUUGACCUUUUUCUCCUUUUCUAUUGUAUGUUUUAUUUUCAUGUGAGUCUUGUGGGGUUGUAGUAAUAAUUAAAUGGCUAUUUUUUUGAAAAACAAACUUUAUUAAAAUGAAUGUUUUGUGUACUAUAUUGAAGGGUAAUCUCUAAAAUCCUCGAGUCUUUAAUCGUUGCAGCCUGUGUGGUUUCCGGGCUUGGGAGAGUGCGGCUCUGCCUGCCAUGCACUCCUCAGAGUGGGUGGAAUGCUUGGCAGGCUCCUUGCUUUUAGGGAAGUGCAGAACUUCAAAUAAAGGUCUCUUUUGCUCGAUGUAAACAUGCAGUUUGUUAUGAUAAUAAAGUAUGGUCUAUAUGGA
Messenger RNA from Peromyscus leucopus (white-footed mouse), 2435 nucleotides. RefSeq names its product VRK serine/threonine kinase 1 (gene Vrk1). Gene Ontology annotation, biological process: signal transduction; peptidyl-serine phosphorylation. The transcript has 14 exons. NCBI's taxonomy places the organism in Eukaryota, Metazoa, Chordata, Mammalia, Rodentia, Cricetidae. Gene Ontology annotation, cellular component: nucleus; cytoplasm. The record is from RefSeq and is a predicted model, not a curated record. The coding region runs from base 714 to 2051 and encodes 445 amino acids. Gene Ontology annotation, molecular function: protein serine/threonine kinase activity; ATP binding.